Messenger RNA from Fomitopsis serialis, 1167 nucleotides. RefSeq names its product mitochondrial carrier. Gene Ontology annotation, biological process: transmembrane transport; succinate transport; fumarate transport. The coding region runs from base 1 to 960 and encodes 319 amino acids. The record is from RefSeq and is a predicted model, not a curated record. NCBI's taxonomy places the organism in Eukaryota, Fungi, Basidiomycota, Agaricomycetes, Polyporales, Fomitopsidaceae. The transcript is spliced from 6 exons.
AUGUCGAAGGCGACGGACCCGAAGAAACCCGUAGGGUUUGCCAUCCAGCUCACGGCGGGUGGUAUGGCGGGCGCGAUGGAGGCGAUAUGUUGUCAGCCACUAGACACCAUCAAAGUCCGAAUGCAGCUGUCGCGGUCGGGCAAAGCACCAGGGACGAAACCUCGCGGCUUCAUAGCCACCGGGGCGAUGAUCGUCAAGCGCGAGACACCACUCGCGCUCUACAAGGGUCUCGGUGCGGUACUAUCGGGAAUUGUGCCCAAGAUGGCCAUCCGCUUUGCGAGUUUCGAGGCAUACAAGGGGAUGCUCGCAGACAAGGAAACAGGCGUCACCAACCUCGGUGGCAUCUUCUUGGCUGGGUUGGGUGCCGGCACGACAGAGGCGGUAUUUGUAGUGACGCCGAUGGAGGUCGUGAAGAUCCGACUGCAAGCACAAUCCCACUCGCUUGCGGAUCCUCUUGAGCAGCCGAUGUACCGGAACGCAGGCCACGCCGUAUACAAGAUCGUCAGGGAGGAGGGCUUCAGCGCUCUAUAUCGCGGAGUGUCCUUGACCGCCCUUCGGCAGGCGACAAAUCAGGGAGCGAACUUCACGACGUACCAAGAGCUGAAGAAGUUCGCGUUGGCAAAGCAGCCAGACCUGCAAGAAUUGCCGUCCUACCAACACAUGCUCAUCGGCCUCGUUUCCGGCGCGAUGGGCCCCUUCUCGAACGCGCCGAUCGACACAAUCAAGACGCGCUUGCAGAAAGCGACGGCCGUCCCAGGGACGAGCGCCUUCGAGCGCGUCGCGGCGAUCGCGCGUGACAUGUGGGCGCAAGAAGGCUUCCGGUCGUUCUACAAGGGCAUCACGCCGCGCGUGCUCCGCGUUGCGCCCGGCCAGGCGAUCGUGUUCGCGGUGUACGAGCGCGUGCGGAGGGUCAUCGAGACGAUGCAGGGGAGCACCGAGGAGGAUCGGUAUAGCGAGUAGACGGGGCCGGCGGUGCGCGGUGCGCGCGGAGUCGGUCGGUGGAUGCGCGGAUGGUAGGACAGAUCAGUAGUGUAGCAUAGUGUACUAUGGCUCAGCAAUGUUUCAACGUGUUCGCGUCUUGUUGCUAGGCUUCGAGUCCCUGAGCGGAACGGCGCGGAAAGCGGUUAUUUUCGUGGCCCUUCCGCUUUAACUCUGCAGUAACCAGCC